Messenger RNA from Suillus bovinus, 399 nucleotides. RefSeq lists its product as uncharacterized. The transcript has 2 exons. The record is from RefSeq and is a predicted model, not a curated record. The coding region runs from base 1 to 399 and encodes 132 amino acids. NCBI's taxonomy places the organism in Eukaryota, Fungi, Basidiomycota, Agaricomycetes, Boletales, Suillaceae.
AUGUUGGAUGUAGACAUCUUAGGUGGUAAUGAGAGGUGUGUUGGGGAUGGCGACAGUGAAGCAGAAGGGUUUGGUAUCCUGAAUAUCGAGCGAGACGAUAGUAGCCAAUGGGCACCUUUGCAGCACCUGGCACAAAUCACCAAACUCCCUGGAUUCAGCAGUUGUGUCAUCCCAGGAGAAAGCUCCAAAUCUUCUCCUGGGGAUAGCGCCAGCACAGCACAGAUUGUUAUUCCAGCACACAUCCGCAUGCAAGGUGCCACCACUCAAACACUCACUAUUUCAUCUCAUACAGAUAUCCUAGAGACUCAGGAUGAACUGGAGGAGGAGGAAGAAGAUUCUGAAACAGUUGAAGCAGCUGCACAAGCCCUACAUGAUGUUCUGUGGGUCUCUGCUGACUGA